GUAGCCGGGUGUCAGUUUCGGAAUUCCAGUUGGUUCUCCUUCGCGCGGUGGGACUCGAGCCUAGCUUCCCGCUAAAGCCUUUGCUUCUACUAGCUGGGAGUUGCUGCCGUCUGGGCACUCCCUCCUGGCUCUGCAUCGCUCCGCAUCUCCCGCAACCCGAAGCCCUUCGUGCAUUUCCUCUGUGCUUCUGCUCCGGGAGAGUUUCUGUUUGUUUCCUCCUCUUUCCUCUUUGUUGCUCUGAAAACCGUCCUUAGUGCAUCCCCACACUCCGGAGGGAGUUGGACUUUUCGAGAAAAGCGGCUGCUGCACACUGCACCGGCCACUCCUGCGGACCCGCUAGGCACUGCGCCCUACCCGCCUGCCCUCCCCUCCGCCUGCGUUCGUUCGCCCGAGAAGGCCCGCCCAGACUUCAUUGAUGCACCCAUUCCAGUGGUGUAACGGGUGUUUUUGUGGCCUGGGACUGGUUAGCACUAACAAGUCCUGCUCAAUGCCACCCAUCAGUUUCCAAGACCUUCCUCUCAACAUCUAUAUGGUCAUCUUCGGCACGGGCAUCUUUGUCUUCAUGCUCAGCCUCAUUUUCUGCUGCUAUUUUAUCAGCAAACUCCGGAACCAGGCACAGAGCGAACGAUAUGGCUAUAAGGAGGUGGUGCUUAAAGGUGAUGCCAAGAAGUUGCAGCUCUAUGGGCAGACCUGUGCAGUCUGUCUGGAAGACUUCAAGGGGAAGGACGAGUUGGGCGUGCUCCCAUGCCAACAUGCCUUUCACCGCAAGUGCCUAGUGAAAUGGCUGGAAGUGCGCUGUGUCUGCCCCAUGUGCAACAAGCCCAUCGCUGGGCCUGCAGAGGCCACUCAGAGCAUCGGGAUCCUACUGGAUGAGCUGGUGUGAGGGCUGCCUCUACACCAAGACCUGGAGAAGACUUCUUACCAUGUGGGCACCUGGUCUCUCUUGCACAGCUACAAUGAACAAGUCUUGGAUGAUGAUGGUCACGCUUACCUAAAAGGGAGAACGGCACGGGGCUGGUCUUCCCCCAGCAGGGUGAGACCAGUGCCAGCCUUGCUUCACCUCUCUGCCUCCUGAAGUCUCCUUCCCUAUUACUCAGUACUGAUGGCCUCAACCAGCCAGACCUCUAUAUCCUGGCACUGGACUAUCUAUUUACCUUGUCCAUGCUCUGGGAAGAAAUCCAUCUUUAUCUGGCUGUGAACAUGGAGCACCCUAUUUGAAGGUUCUCCAUGGAAGGCAAGCUUCCCUGACUUAGGAGCAAUGAGCUGACUCUUGUCACACCUCCAGUGUCUCAUCCCCGCUCCUCAUAGGAGGUUAGAAGGGAAGGAAGGAAAGAUCAAAGAACCAAGUACUUUCACUGGAGGUGAGGGAGGCUCUGCAUGAAACAGGGGAGAGCAGGGACCUAUAAAAGGAAUAAGUCAAUGUUUACAUGGAACCUAUUGAAAUAAAGGCUGGCUGGCUGGCUAGCUGACUACAGGGGACAGGGGCACUGAUCCCUUCCCCUGCUAGGAUCUGAGGUGCUAUCUAUCUGUUCUCUCCCUCUUCCUCAGUUAAUCUCAGAGCUUCCUAUUUCUUGUUGUGGUGUGAAAGCCUCUCUAGAGGAAGGGUUUGUCCUAUACACAGCCUGAUUCUCAGAGGUUUUUUCUAAAGGAACAAAAGGGGUCUGGGGACAGGGGCAUCUGGAGGUUACAGCAGCAAGAUACCUGCUUCCCCUUUGUAAAUAGUAUUUUUAUACUUCAUCCUCACCAUCUCAGGCUUUACAUAUGGGAUCCCCGCAAUUCAGGGGUGGGAAAGGCUUCUGUGCCUCCCUAGAGUGGGCUCGGGAGGGAAAAAGUUAUGUAUUUAAAGAAAAUUAAAUUUAAUAACAAGUUUCUCUAA
Molecule: messenger RNA, 1876 nt
Organism: Marmota monax (woodchuck)
Lineage: Eukaryota; Metazoa; Chordata; Mammalia; Rodentia; Sciuridae
Gene: Rnf122
Product: ring finger protein 122
Exons: 6
Coding region: 416-883 (155 amino acids)
Source: RefSeq, a predicted model, not a curated record